Mollisia scopiformis is the source of this 1650-nucleotide messenger RNA. RefSeq lists its product as uncharacterized. Bases 1 to 1650 code for a protein of 549 amino acids. NCBI's taxonomy places the organism in Eukaryota, Fungi, Ascomycota, Leotiomycetes, Helotiales, Mollisiaceae. The record is from RefSeq and is a predicted model, not a curated record. Gene Ontology annotation, biological process: regulation of DNA-templated transcription. The transcript has 3 exons. Gene Ontology annotation, molecular function: DNA-binding transcription factor activity, RNA polymerase II-specific; zinc ion binding.
AUGCAGACGAACGCAAGCAACACAGAUAACGGUGGCAAGGGAUCGAGUGGCUUACCGAGAGAUCUCAUAUCGAGCUUCCGAAGGGGAACUAACAAGUCCAAGACGGGAUGCAUCGUAUGCAAAGUACGCCGUGUGAAAUGUGACGAAACUAAACCCCAUUGCAUUCGCUGUACAUCCACAGGACGAACCUGCGAGGGCUAUGGGAAAGCCCCAGAACGCAGGAAAUCAAAGUCUCCUCUAAAGUCGCCUUCAGGGGAGACGCCUCUCUUGAUGCCAAGGCCUCGAAUCAGAUACUCGCCUUCCACAGAUGUGCAGGCCAGCGUUGAAGAGCGGCGAAGCUUCCAUUACUUCCGGUCUCGUAAUAUGUCUGAAAUGCCUGGCAAUUUCGAGCCGUACUUCUGGGAUCAUAUCGUUCUCCAAUUUAGCCACAAGUACCCAACCAUCUUGCAAGCAUUGGUUGCGUUGAGCGCCAUAUAUGAAGAGCAUGAGCAGGGCACCCCAGGUCCUGUGAGCAAAUCAGCCGACAGUUAUGCACUCCAGCAGUACAACAAGGCUGUGAAAGACCUGAUGGGGUAUCUCGGAUCAGAGGGCCAGGAUAUGAAAGUAGCUUUGACAGCGUGUCUGAUAUUUGUUUGGAUCGAAUUCUUGCAGGACGAUCUCAAUUCGGGUUUUCAACAUUUGAGCUGCGGCUUGAAGAUCUUGCGUGAUUGUAUUGGAAUCCAAGACAGAGAUUCAGAGGAUAUUUUCGGGUCACUUGAUCGGUCAUUCACGCGCCUGCGGAUCCAAGCGGCUGUUCACGGAGCUCAAGAAUCACAAUUCACCACAACGACAACCAGAGAACUAGAGAUAUUGGAACCAAUACCGCACUCGUUCUCCAACGUCUUCGAAUCUCGAAAUGUCCUGGACAAAGAACUGAAUGCCAUUUUUGGAUAUAUCCGAGCUCUUCAAGAGGCAGAUUACUAUGCCGGUGUAGACAUGUCGAUAUUUGUCGACAUCCGGAGAGGGCAUUUGGAACGACUUGAACAGUGGCACAUCGCAACAAUGCACUUGGUAGCGAGCCUGGAAUCGAAGAAUGACCAAAGCCAGGCCUCUGGUAUCUUGUAUCUUCAAUUGUACUAUACGAUGGUAAACAUCAUAUGGAAGGCUGAGUUCGCUGGAUCCGAAAUGGUGUUCGAUGCCUAUACUGCGGAGUUCGAAACGAUGACCACGAUUGCGUCGAGCCUUAUGGACAAUCCGAACUGUACCACGCCACGGGUUUUGUCUUUUGAUAUGGGAAUCAUCCCUCCCCUCUUCCUUCUGUGUGUCAAGUGUCGGAUACUGAGGAUUCGAAGGCAAGCGAUAGCAUUGCUGAAACGCGCGCCUGAGAGAGAGGGAAUUUGGCAUCGUGACAGUAUGGUAAGAUACAGCGAAUGGAAGACGAUGACCGAAGAACAGUGGCGCGAUGGGUUAUCAGAAGAUGAACCAUUGCCUGAGUUUGGCAGAAUAUAUGCGGAACAUAUUCCUCAGACAGGUGAGCCGUCUAUGCCUGGUAGUGAAGGACAGCCUAUACGUAUAAGCUUCAAAAGAGGGCCUGUGGGACUUGACAUACAGGACACGAUCGAGAUACCAGAUGGCUCGGAGAUGCUAAGGCACAUGGGAAAUAUGCUCUGA